AUGAAUUAUAAGAGUCACGUGGAGGAUUGGGCUCCGUCACGUGUAUCAGAAUACCAAGAAGGUAAGACCUUGGGAACCGCAGUGGCGAAAAACAUCUUUGACGAAGCGAAAGCAAUUCAAAAGCUCUACAUACAACAAAAGGCCGUCCUUGCUUUGGUGGCCAAUGUCAGUAUUUUUACAUUGGAGAAAGCACUUGGUGAGCUCGGCAGUACGCGAACUCCGGAUUGUCUUCGACUUUGGUCUAGAUAUUCGAUCAAGGCUCUUGGAACUAAAAUGCCACCGGGCAGCGAGAAAGGAGGCUUAGGAGAACGAAACCGUAAAUUAUCUGCUAUGUGGAAAGGCCUUUCCAAGGAGGAGAAGCGUGUAUGGGACCCUCCGAUCUUCUACCUACUCUCACUACACAAUCCUUCAAUUCAAAAAUUUAUGAUGUCUCCUUCUUUUGCAUAUUUUUUCAGAUUUUUA
Messenger RNA from Melampsora larici-populina 98AG31, 462 nucleotides. RefSeq lists its product as uncharacterized. Lineage: Eukaryota; Fungi; Basidiomycota; Pucciniomycetes; Pucciniales; Melampsoraceae. The transcript is spliced from 8 exons. The annotation marks the transcript as partial. The record is from RefSeq and is a predicted model, not a curated record.